Messenger RNA from Ostertagia ostertagi, 612 nucleotides. NCBI's taxonomy places the organism in Eukaryota, Metazoa, Nematoda, Chromadorea, Rhabditida, Trichostrongylidae. The record is from the annotation of a GenBank genome assembly.
AUGAAGUAUGGAGCUGGUAUUUGGUGGGAUUUCCAAGCAUGUUUCAACAGAAUACCUCUCGCUGGACUUAUCUCGAAAAAGGUCUUGUGCAUGCACGGAGGUCUUUCACCAGAGCUGAACCACCUCGACGUGAUUCGAAAUAUUCCUCGUCCAUGCGAACCGCUUGAUCGUGGCUUACUCAUCGAUCUCACAUGGGCCGAUCCUACUAACAAAGGAGAUGGAUGGUUCCACUCGAUUAGAGGAAUCAGCUACAUGUUUGGAAAAGGAGUCGUGCAGCAGGCUUGUCAAAUGCUCGGCAUUGAAUUGGUCAUUCGGGCUCAUCAGAUCACGUUCCAACAGCUUAAAAUGCAAAUUGCGCCAAAUUUGGCACCGAAGGCUAGGCCAUGUCCUGUCAUCGCAAGCGAUCCGAAUGCCGUCAAUGCAAAAGCUGAUAAAGACUUCAUCAAGCCGUUCACGGUGAGUAAUCCGAGUAAUCCAGGAACGAUAAGCUCUGCACUGAUCGGUUCAGAGAAGGAUCAACCUAGUGAAAAAGCUGCCACGGGAACCAAUGGACAACCAGGAGGAACCAAUCCACAACCAGGAGGUCAACCAGGACAACCAGGAACGAGCUAA